Messenger RNA from Populus nigra (black poplar), 489 nucleotides. RefSeq lists its product as uncharacterized. The record is from RefSeq and is a predicted model, not a curated record. Lineage: Eukaryota; Viridiplantae; Streptophyta; Magnoliopsida; Malpighiales; Salicaceae. The transcript is spliced from 2 exons. The coding region runs from base 1 to 489 and encodes 162 amino acids. Gene Ontology annotation, cellular component: chloroplast.
AUGAACAAAUGCCAUAUAACGUCCCUCUCCUCUCCUCUCCUCUCCUCUCCUCCCCUCUCUCUCUACCUCUGCCUGGACACUAGAAAGCCAUCCAUUACAAAGAACUCCAUCCUGUGCAUCUGCAAUUCCAAUGAUUCCAACUCUGAGGCUUCCACACCUGAAGGGGACACUAAACAUGAGUUGCUUGCCAGGAUUUCCAUGCUUCAAGCUCAAAAGGUCCGUCUCACUGACUACUUGGACGAGAGAUCAGCUUAUCUGACUCAAUUUGCUGAAGAAGCCAAAGCUUAUGAAAAUCAUGAUAGGCUAAAGGAAAUAACAAAAUGGUUUUGCUCAGCAAUUCUAGUGGAAAUUGAGAAAAAUGAUAAUAAGGUAGCAGAUAUUGAAGGUCAAAUGGAGAAGGACCGGUAUGAGGGGAUGUUCUUCAAGAACCUGGGCCAGAAAGCACCAGUUGAUAAAGCAAAAGCCAAGGAAGGAAGCACAGAAGAUUAA